Molecule: messenger RNA, 924 nt
Organism: Carya illinoinensis
Lineage: Eukaryota; Viridiplantae; Streptophyta; Magnoliopsida; Fagales; Juglandaceae
Exons: 1
Coding region: 1-924 (307 amino acids)
Source: RefSeq, a predicted model, not a curated record
AUGGCCAUGCUAGGUGGUCAUGCGGGAGCUUCUGGGAGUGGGGGAGGCAUCCCUGAACCGAGUAGGGAGCUUGCUGCUGCGACGGGCGGAGCUGGGGAGGACGGUGACAGAGCCGAGACGAGUCACGCAGGGGGUGGACGAUCCUUUGCUCAGGCCCUCCAAAGACCGAUUCCGACGGCAAAAUUUAGGAUACCGUUGAGGAAGCCAGAACUGAUUUCUGGAGAGCUGGGCUUCGUUUUCUCGGAGGUGGAAAUCUCAAGGGUUGCUAAAGAGCUGAAAUAUGCUCUGGUUCUCAAAUUUUUCUCUAAGAGACCCUCUAUCGACGUACUGAGACGGCAAAUCAUCAAAUCUUGGGGUUUUUCUGAAGUGCCGAUAAUAAGUUUUAUGGAUGAACUCCACGUGCUCCUCCACCUGGCCAAUGAAAAAGACUACCUUCAUGCUUGGGCGAGGGAGGGAAGAUAUGUGGCGGGAUGCUCUUUCAGAUUGUUCAACUGGACAGCGGAUUUCAACGUGAAAAAGGAACCGUCCAUAGCUCCCCAGUGGAUCUACCUUCCAGGUUUGCCACUACACCUUUACAGAAUGGAUAUUUUACAGAUUUUUGCUUCUCGUUUUGGUAGAUUUUUAGGAACGGAUAAUGCCACCUUAUAUAGGACGAGGGCAACAGGGGCUAGAAUGUGUGUUGAAGUAGACUUACUAGAAGAACCAGUGGCUGGUUUUCCGCUGGUUACAGGCAAAACACAGAUUUGGCAACGGGUAGUUUAUGAGAAAAAAGGUUUCUAUUGUAAAAAGUGUUUUAGACAAGGGCACACAGAAAUGGUUUGUAGAACAGGAGAGACAGUGAACAGAAUGAGUAGAAGGGAAGGAAAGAAAGUCUUGGAAAAGGAGGGAGAGGAGAGAGUAUGGAAGGAAGUGGGACAGAAAUAA